Exophiala bonariae is the source of this 1644-nucleotide messenger RNA. RefSeq lists its product as uncharacterized. Lineage: Eukaryota; Fungi; Ascomycota; Eurotiomycetes; Chaetothyriales; Herpotrichiellaceae. The transcript has 2 exons. The record is from RefSeq and is a predicted model, not a curated record. Gene Ontology annotation, molecular function: ubiquitin binding; phosphatidylinositol binding. The coding region runs from base 1 to 1644 and encodes 547 amino acids. Gene Ontology annotation, biological process: actin filament organization; actin cortical patch localization; endocytosis. Gene Ontology annotation, cellular component: actin cortical patch.
AUGCCCACACACCUAUCUCUAUUUCUCGUCCACGCCCCAGCAUGUACGCCAGAUGCUGGGUUCGUUGAUCUCAUCAGCAAUGGCAACGACGAAAAGAACGAAGUGGAUGAACUAGAACAUCUCAUUGGUGAAGAGGGUGGCCCUGCAGAAUGCGAAUGCUGUGGUCGAAGAAAGAUACACCAGACCUUUGAUGCCUACCCCAAACAAUCAUAUCCUCAAGUCAUUCCUCGCCGACGACCACCUCCGGAAAUUCGAGGAUGCAAGCGCCUCCUCAUUUCAUUAUUACAUAUUGCCUGCUGUUAUCGAUCACGCCGCAAGUUUCAGUUAAUAACCCGUUAUCAUUACCACAAACAGAAGAAGCCAUUCUCCGCCGUCUCCGUCCAUGUCGAACAAUUGACCUCCGAAACGUACGAAGAAGAUGACCUUGCAGGAGUUCCAGAACUUCUGGAAGUCAUCAAGCUUCAGGCCACCGGUUCACAAGAGGUAGCGAGGGCAUUGAGAAAGAAGUUGAAGUAUGGCAAUGCUCAUCGCCAGCUACGUGCUCUCAGCAUUCUUGAUGGCUUGCUACAGAACGGUGGUUCUAGAGUUCAACGAGCACUUCUCUCCGACGGUCCACUUCUCGAACGCCUACGGAUUGCCGCUGUCGACCCAUUGUCCGACCAAGACGUUCGAACCAAGUGCAAAGACCUAUUUGGUCAAUGGGUUGCCAGUUCUAAAGAUAAUCCCGGGUUGGAGGGUGCCAAAUCUCUUUACAAUCAAUUACCAAAGACACAAAAGCCUGCCCAACAAAGACGAGAACAGAGUAGAGUCCUCCGGGAAACAGAAGAGGAUGUGCAACGUGAACGAGAACUUGAAAUGUCAAGGGACAGAUCCGACAGCAUCCCAAGAAUGGGAGAGCCCGCAAGUCCCCCGACAUCUCGGAAACUCCAUUCACCGGUGACAUUGGGUCAAUCAUCCACCUUCAGCCCAAAGAAGGUCAAGAAAGACAAGAAAGGCAAGGUUAAGGGAUUUAAUCUCGAGCGGGAGAAACCGCAGAUUUUGCAAGGCAUAGCUGCCUCCUCGGUGGCCUCGACCGGACUGAACAAUGCAUUGAGGUUGGUCAAUCGAGAGAGGGAGCGGGUUUCCGACAAUCCUGAAGUGAUGAAACGCUUCGAGACAUGCAAACAACUACGUCGACAGAUUCUCCGUUAUAUCCAAUUCGUGGAAACCGAAGAAUUCCUCGGAGGACUUAUUCAUGCAAAUGAAGAGCUCGUGACUGCACUCAUGGCUUUUGAGGUCAUGGACAAGUCAGUAGACGAUGACUCAGACAGUGAGAUGGAGGAAGCUCAACACCUAUCAAGACAGGCGGCCAAGAGCGAACAAGCAGCUACACGAGAAGCAGAGAAGAUGGUGGCUGGGUUGAGUAUCUCGGCACCACCAAAACCGCCUAGGCCCAGUCCUCCUGCUCACAUUGCAAUGCCUCCACCGCGGCCGACAGCUGUAAGUCCGAGAAAUUUCAACAAGUCCAGGCAGGUUGAAAGUGAGAGUGAGUCGGAAAGUGAAUUGGAUGACGACGACCCCGACGAUCCCUUUGGGGAUAAAAACGCCAUGAAGACGCCAGACCCAGACCUAGGUCGGAAGGGAUACACAUGGCGGGAGGUUUGA